CAAGGACCGUACUCCUCGGGAGGGACCCAGAGCCACUGAGAUUAGGGAAGCCAAGCUGGCUUGUUUGGCUGGGCAUCCAAGCGGGUCGGAGAGUCCAGUCAUGUUCGCCCACGCGGUGACGCGCGCCCUGCGCAAGAAUAAGACCCUUCGCUACGGAGUUCCCACGUUGUACGCGGGCCUCUCACUGUUGUGGCCUCUCCCGUUGCGGAGCACAGGCUCCGGACGCGCAGCCUCAGCGGCCAUGGCUCACGGGCCCAGCUGUUCCGCGGCAUGUGGGAUCUUCCCGGACCAGGGCACGAACCCGCAUCCACUGCAUCGGCAGGCGGACUCUCAACCACUGCGCCACCAGGGAAGCCCCCUAAGUGAGCUCUAUUUAAUUGACUCAAAAGUGAGAUAACGCCUCAGAACGGCAGCCAGAACCACGACUCCCAGCAUUCCUGGCGCUCGCCGCUCUCCUUGCUUCCUCUUCCGGCUCAGGGGCUACUGAAACCGAAAGUGCGAUGCUGUGGCCGCCGCCGGGGUGAUUUUCACCUUCGCCUGCGCGAGCCCUCGCUGACCCAGGUUGGGAAGCCAGACAAGAGUAAAAUAUGAACGGAAGAGUGGAUUGCUUGGUUACUGAGGAGGAGAUCAAUCUCACUAGAGGACCCUCAGGGCUGGGCUUCAACAUCGUCGGUGGCACAGAUCAGCAGUAUGUCUCCAAUGACAGUGGCAUCUUCGUCAGCCGCAUCAAAGAGAACGGGGCUGCAGCCCUGGAUGGGCGGCUCCAGGAGGGUGAUAAGAUCCUCUCGGUAAACGGCCAAGACCUAAAGAACCUGCUGCACCAGGAUGCUGUAGACCUCUUUCGUAAUGCAGGCUAUGCUGUGUCCCUGAGAGUGCAGCACAGGUUACAGGUGCAGAAUGGGCCUCUAGGACAUCACGGUGAAGGGGAGCCAAGUGGUAUUCCCGUAACUGUGGUGCUGGUGCCCGUGUUUGCCCUCAUCAUGGUAGCAGCCUGGGCCUUCGUGAGAUACCGGCAACGACUUUGAAAAGCUUGCUUUCUUCCAGUGCUCCCGGAGAAGAAGAUACAUUUCUCUCUUUCUCUCACCCUCCUCCCCUGCCAUUCUCCCAUAACUUUCCCUCUCUCUACAUAGCCAACACACAAUUUAAAGAGACUGCUACCCAACCAGAACCUUGCUGCUCAAAAUCUCUAAAUCCUCAUACUCUGGUGGGAGAGUAAAGGCGUUGUUUGAAGGAAUGCUGAAAGAAGGACUUGCCUAGAACAAAUGAAGAGUUAUAUAUUUUACUAGGACCACCAAUAGAAGUUCAGCUGCAACCCAGAGAGGGAGAGGUCCAGUCUUCCCAUCACCAUGCGUGAUUCCUUUUUUCUUACCUGGCAUGUGUCAAAGAUCAGCUGUAAUAAGAGGAAGAAAGGAUUUUUCUCUUUAAUGAUCUUCAUUGGGAAGUUUUUGUGUCCUUUAUUUAAUUUCUAACUACCUACUUGGGCACCUACUUUGUAUCAAACAGAGGUGAAUGAAGAGAGAAUUUCUACUUUUUUAAGAAAGCAAAAAAAAUACACAUACAUAUACAUAUUCAUAUAUGAUAGUGUAAUAGUGAUGCCUUAUGGAGAAUUAAAGAGAAAGCAACUCUGGUUUCUGGGUUUCUGAUGUAAGAAUUAAGGGAUAAUCUUAACUGAAGAAUUUGAUACAUAGCAGGAGUGAGAGAGUGAGCCUUAAGAGAGGAUGCAACUAAUUAAAAAUCUUAGAACAAUAUUUCUUCUCAUAAUAGCUGCGGUGAAGUUGAGGUAAAAUGACAUAAUCCAGCUUUGUGCAAGUCAGUCUGUUUAAAAAACUCGGGAGAUGUAAAUAUAAACCUUACUAAUCUCUGGGCUACCCUAGUGACUGUUUUGGUACCUUACAGACCUGAUAAAGGAUCAGCUGGAAUGUCUGUGGUCAGAGCUAUAACUAUGGCGAUGGGGCCAAACCAACCCAGUGAAAAAACUCAGGCUAUCUACCAGUCUUGUUUCGACUAACAGGCAAAAUCUGAGAAAGGGACUGCUGCCAGCAGGAUGGGCAUGAAAUCAGCUCUGCUUCAAUUCAGUUAAGUUGAAAGGAUUUGGAUUGCUACUGUUUUUUGAAAGGUUCUGAACGCUGGUUAUGGCUUUUAAUGAAUAAAUCAUUUUGCGGGGAAGGCGAAGAAAAGAGUUUUGUUUGUUUUAGCGGCUAGGGAAGUUUGCUGGAUGUUUCAAGGAGAAGCCUUACGGAUGAAUGGAUGUUAGGGAAUACCAAGGAUAUAAGUGAGGUGGGAACCCUCCUGUUCGUGUGGUAUUGAAGGUUGGUUUUAAAGCACUAAGGAGAGCUGAACCAAGACUAAUUUUCUGGCUUAAAGAAAAUCAUUUCCAUCCUCUAAAUAUACUGGCCAGGCUAUAGGCUUUAUAUAAUCUUGACAGCAAGAGUAUGAAGACUUUCCCUCAGGCAGUGAGUUGUGUCCAAUUUUUAGCAUGGAUGAUCUGAUAAGAAUUUUAUAAGUGUUGAUUGGACAUCAGCUUUGUUAUGACUUUUACAAAGAAGCAAAAUACUUAGCCUCCAUUCCUAAAGGGUUUUUGUUUUUUGGUUCCAGUUGGGAAGAGAACACCUUUACACAUAAAAUAAUAAACAAUUACCUCCAUAGGCAAGGCAAUGUAAGUUAGUGUCAAAUUUAUAUUGCAAACCAAAGGGAACGGUUACUGAGAAUAGAGGCACUUGAGAAAGUUGCAUGGAGGAAGGGAACAAGUUAAGGACCCUUGAGGAGCUCACAGUCAAGAGAAUUCAUAAAUAGAUGAGAAGUUAAAAGUAUAUCAUCAGGUUAAGUAAUAGUUGAGAACAAUAAUAAAAGAAAUGGUACUUUUCAGAGUAUGAUGCAGCUACAAAGACGUGCAGACACAUUUUCUUUUUUUUUUUUUUUAGGAAUUCAGAAAAAGAAAGCUGUCACGUAAUGGCAUCAGGCCAGAGUGGAAAGGGAAGGCUUUUAAAAAUAAAAACCCCAGUUAAGACCUUGCCUCUGGGUCACCGAUUGGUAUAAGAAGAAACUUGCUGUAAACAAUCCUAAGAGGAUUUCUGCCUUCAGACCUGAACUGUUCAGUACCUCUGAGACUCACUUAGACAACUGCAUUCAGUAUUCCAGUUCUCACCUCAACCAGCCCCUCUGUGGAGGCACAACCUCGGGUGCCCUCCCUGUAUCUGGAGGAAUGUGCAGCAGCUUCUGCAGUGGGCCUGCUUUCCUCCCAGGAUUCCUUUCAGGGUUUGGACAUUAACUCCUGAGAGGACCUUGAGACAUACAAAAGGAAGCAAAUGGCAAGCAGGAAGGAAAGCUAUUUUGUUUUUUGUUUGUUGGUAUAUGUAAAUAAAAACACCUAUCCCAUCAUUGGUAGAGGUUUUGCUUUGGUUGAUAAUAGGGAUUCCAAUGCACUUUAAUAAUUCAGGUUUUCUCUGGAAUUAAAUAGCGUUUAAAGAUCAAUAUAGUAAAGGUUUAGGCAAAUAUGCUACUUCAAUUAUAUUCUUAUUUCUGAUUCUCUAGAAAAUUAAAUUAUUACCAUAGAUGAAGUAUUGGAGUCCAUUGUAGGUCAUUAAAAAAUGCAUCCUAUUUAUAGAUUGAAUCUAACAUUUCUAUCACUUUAUCGAUUGUAGCUAAUAUUCUUCCCACCUAAAUUACUAUGUUCAAAGUUUUAAAAAUUGAAUGAAAAUCUUUUUUAAGACAUUUACUUAAAACACUUUGCUACAUUUAUCAUCCUAUAUUAUACAUACAAUUCUAAUAAGACGUUGUUUGCUUCAGUCGUCUCUCUUUUCCUGCCAAGUUUUAACCAAUGCUAUUGAUUUAACUUAAUCACACCAUCUAGAAUGUGUAAUAGAAAAAGGAAAUUAAUACCUGUUACUACAUUCUGUGCCAGGUACUAAACUAAACCCUGAUUGGUAACACUGUUUCUUCAUGCCUCACAACUCUGAAGUCUAAGUAUUGUUAAAAAGACACUAAAGAAAAGAGAAUAAAUUGUUCUACUAAGAUUACAUAGGUGGUAAUAGUAGAAUCAGGAUUUAAACUCAGGACUUCAGGUGCCACCACCAAUAUUUCCUUACUGGCAGUGGUUCUCAAAGUGAGGUCUCUGGACAAAAACAUUAGCACUACCUGGGAACUUGUUAGGAAAGCAAAUUCUUGGGCUCUACCCUAGACCUACUGAAUCAGAAAUUGAGUAGGGCACCCAGCAAUCUGUUUUAAUACUCCAUCCAGGUGACUGAUGCACAUUAAAGUUUGAGAAUCACUGCUCUAUGCCAAUAGUCACCUUUUUCUCAGGUUAGAAUCACCCAGAGAGCUGAUAAAAAUUCUGAUGCCCAGGCUGCACCUAGAUCAGUUAAGCAGAAUCUCUAGGGGUGGGAAUAGGGCAGCAGUAGAACAGAGUUCAUGUAAUUCCAGUGUGCAGUGUCAGGAAAAACAAAAACAAAAAUGCUCUGGCAUUUAAACCUAGACACUAUUUAAAUUAUUGAAUUACAUACGGGCAUUGCUCCAGCCAAAAAUGAGAAUUGCACUUGGGCCUUUUUGGAGCCCAGCUCUCAUUAGCUUCUGCCUCAAGUAUAGGUGUGGAAUAAGAAGUGGAGCAGUAUUUGGCUUCUGAUUUGCUAAGGACUGACCAAACUCCAGCAAAAUGUAUUAGCGUGUCAGUGUGUGCCUCUAUUAAAUUAAAACCAAAUCAUAGAACAUUGGAGCUAAAAGAUUCUAGGAUGAAUCUGUCUUAAAGAUGAGAAAAUCAAGGUUCAGAGAUGUGAACUAACUUAACCCAGAUCAAAGACUUAGUCUGUUGCAGAGGUGCCCUUUCUGUCUCAUAUAUAUGUCUUGAAUGUAUCCACUAUAUGAACAUAGACAAAGCUAUCCUUUUUAUCUCAGUCCACUUCCAUCUUCUUUCUUUGGGCCUUGAAUAAAGAUCAGAAGAACUGACAGCUGAAGGGUAUUGCAAGCAUCAUGCAGAAUUGGGAGAUUACACAGAGUAAUCUGAGAAAGACCUUGUAUCAAAUUCAAUCAGAUGAGUUCUUCUGAGACUAAUUCCAAUAGUUCAAAACUAGAAAAAGUAUUUUUUUUACAUUGGACAUUGUUUUUGUUGUGUAGAUAAGCAAUUUUUAAAAUAUUUUUUAAAAUGAAACAUAAGGUUCUCAACUAUGUGGGGGAGUAUAGUUCAUGUAAUUUCAUGUGAAGACAAUAAACAUUUUAUUAUAACUAUUUUAGUUGAAAUUUAUCUUGGGACAGAUGAGAGUUUUUUUCCUCAUUCAACAAAUGAGUGCCUACUAGGUGCUGAUAAUAUAAAUUAAAUAUGGUCACUCUAAGCUGAAAUAGCUCAUUAUCUGAAAGUGGGGGAGUAUUUGUUGGUGAUCUUGAUGUUAAAGUAUUUUUCUGAUAUCACCUAGAAAUAGUAGAUUGAGUUGUGAAGCUCUUUACCUCUCAUUUAUAAUAGGUUUACAGUUGGUUGGUAUCCUGGGGUAAGCCUCUUUUGCUGUUUCUGUUUUUAUCUGCAAAUCUUUUUGAGACAAGCACUCACAUCCAAAAGGGCAAUUGCUACCAAAAGGAAGACAGUAUUUUAAGGAAUUCUGUUCUGAUCAGAACCAAGUCCUUAACAGCCAUAGUCUCUUGCCUGAUGUUGAUAUUUAUAGAGAGACUCCAAAGCACUUGAUCUGCUUACCUGAUAUACUUGACGAUACUGUAAUAACCUAUAUGAUAAGAAAGCAUUGUUGUGUCUAAAGAAUCAAAUUAUAGCAACCACUAGGUCUUGUUUCUAAAUGUUUUCCUUACUGUUCAUAUUCUCUUUCUUUUUGCAGGGGAAAGGGGGAAAGGGAGAGAGCUGAAAUGUGGUUUCAAAUGCAAGUCAAUCAUUAACAGAGUCAUUUACAAAAGAACUUUGUAUUUACUGUAAUCAUUAAAUUGCUUGACCAGUCACAGGAAAAUGGGUGAUCCUUCCUACUUUGCAGAUUUGCGAAUGGAAUCACAAAAUUGAAUCCCAUUUUAAUUCUGUAUUGGCAAUGCUGAUUUGAAUGAGUUUCUUAUUACUGUUUUUGACGUUGAACGUUGUUUUUAUUGUGUGAAAUACAUGCGCAUUUUACCCCCAAGACAUGUUAGUCUUUAUAAGAUUAUUUUCCUUAUGAACCUUAUUUUAUUUUGCUUCCUUUCUACUUUGAUCCUAACGUCAUAUUGCAUGCCUGGAUCUAAAGAGCAGUCAGUUUCUCAGAUCAAAUAGAUGCCCUAUAGCAACUUGGAAGACAUAUGGAGAUAAAACCAUAUUUUCUAAGGAAUACCAUUAUAAAUUAAAUAUGUUAAUGAUGCCAUCAAAACAGAUAAUAAUCUCUCUUAAGCUUUUCUAUUUGAUACCAGAUACAGUACAUGAAAUAAUAGUGUAUCUAACUGUGCCUAACUUAGUGUUGACAUUCAACAAAAACUUGUUGCAUUUGUCAGUAAAUCUUUACAAUCUUUUCCACCUUAUUUGGGGAAUUGUUGAAUAAAUAUCUCCUUAUUUAACCGCCAACUUCCUGGGGUAACACUCUGACAGAGCAAUGGAAAGAGAAAAGAAAGAAAUCUAAAUGAUCAGUUUGAGGCUUAGCUUUGACAUAGAAGAUUAGGAGAUAAGGAUAAGGGCUCUAUCAUGUACUGCUGAUAAUAAUGGGCUAACAAUUAUUAAGCUCUCAUCAAUUUAUUUCUAUCUUAAUCUUAUUUUAGCUACUGUGCUAAGCCCUUUACAUGUGUUUAUUUAAGCCUCACAACAACUCUAUAACUGCUGCUGUUAUCCCCAUUUUACAGAUGAGAUAAGCGUCAGACAUAGAUUAAUUUGCCUGAAGUACACAGCUAUUCAGUGCCAGAGCUGGGAUUUAAACUCAGGCGGUUUAGCUCCAGAACCUACAUACAUAACCAUUACACUAUGCUGUCUCUACUCUCCAUGGUUCCAGGCACUACAUUGGGCCAUCCUUUUCCAUAACUUAUAAAUGUCAGUGAAUUCUCACAACUAUGCGAGUCGGUAUCAAUAAUUCUAUUUUUAUAGAUAGGGUAACUCAAGGCCUAAAGAAGUUAAUAACUUGCUCAAGAUACAUUGCUAAUUAGUGCCAGACGUGGGAAUUUCCUUCAAGCCAGUGAGGAGUCUCAUUUCUCUUCCAUCAUUCCAGGAAAUUAAAGUUUAUUAUACUGAAUUUGGUUCAACCAUGCUAGCAUAGCCUUCCAUUAUGGAUAAUAGGGAAUUGACUGCAUUAGGUUAAAUGUUCUACCACAAUAGCAGUAGUAGUACCAUUCGUUUUAUACAAAGUUUGAAAACAAUUACCAACAUUUGCUAUCUGACUUGUCUUCCCUCCAUCCCCCAAAACCUUACAAGAUACAUAGAAUACAGAAAGGGGUUUGUGCCACAGGAUGUGAAAGGACUUGUCAGAACUGAAUAUUGACUUUUGCCCAAGUUACCUUGUAUAUAGCUGACUCUGAUAUGAAAAGUCAUUAUUGCUGCAUCAUAUGACUUAAGCAAACACCAGACCUGGAGUCAAAGUGCUAGUGUCUAACUGUAAUGUGUACAGAAUGGCCAUUUUCUCCCUUGAUGGGCAAAGAAGGUAUGUAAGUUAUCAAUUACAUAACAAACCACUGCAAAACUUAAUGGCUUAAAUUUUUUAAAAUUCUUUUCAAAGAGAUUCUAUGAAUUGACUGUUUCUUCUGCUACCACCUAGAGUCACAUGGAACAGCAUUCAUCUGAUGGCAGAAGAACGAAAUGACUGAGAUAGCCAAAGGUAAUCAGAACUAUCUAGAAAAUAGCCAAGAACAAGGAAGGAAGCAAAACAACAACAGAGGGUUCUGGUUCAAGAUGACAACAUAGGAAAACCCUGAUCUCACUUCUUCUCACACACUGAGUCUACAGCUACCUACAGAACAAUUUUCUCUUAAAAAAACCUAAAGACUGGCUAAGUGAUGACCACAUCAGGCAAACAAGAGGAAAACCACCUCAAACUGGGCGGGAGGCUGGGAUACAAUCUUGCCAUAAACCCCAUCCCCAGCACAGUGGCACACAACCCAGAGAAAACUCAAAACCUGAAGCUUCUCCCUGAGGAGCAAAGGGUUUUAUUUCCACAUCAGUAACCUCAACUUCUAGGACCUGCACCAGAGAGAUGACCCCCAACAUCUUUGAAAACUAACGGGACCCACAAGACACUAGUAAUCUGGGAGACAUUUCUUAAAGGGCCCAUGCACUGAGAAGAGCACCAGGGCUCAGCUCAUCCAUCAGCCAAUCACACCCAGACUUAAAGUGAAAGAGGCUCGAAGAUCAGGAACAAGACAAGGGUGACCACUAUCACCACUUUUAUUCAACACAGUAUUGGAAGUCCUAGCCACGGCAAUGAGACAAGAAAUAGAAACAAAAGGAAUCCAAAUGAAGAAGUAAAGCUGUCAUUGUUUGCAGAUGACAUGAUACCAUACAUAGAAAAUCCUAAAGACACCACUGGAAAACUACUAGAACUCAUCAAUGAAUACAGUAAAGUUGUAUAAUACAAAAUUAAUAUACAAAAAUUUGUUGCAUUUCAAUACACUAACAACAAACUAUCAGAGAAAAUAAGAAAACAAUCCCAUUUACAAUCACAUGCAAAGAAUGAAAUACCUAGGAUAAAAUCUAACUAAGGAGGUAAAAUGACUGUACUCGGAAAACUAUAAGAAAUUAAUGAAAAAAAUUGAAGACAAUACAAACAAAUGGAAAGAUAUACCAUGCUCAUGGAUUGGAAAAAUUAAUAUUGUUAAAAUGAACUUACUACCCAGGGCAGUCUACAGAUUCAGUGCAAUCCUUAUGAAAAUACCAAUAGCAUUUUUCACAGAACUAUAACAAAUAAUUCUGAAAUUUCCAUGGAAAUACAAAAGACCCUAAAUAUCCAAAGCAAUCUUGAGAGAGAACAAAGCUGGAAGUAUCACACUUCCUGAAUUCAAACUAUACUACAAAACUACAGUAGUGAAAAACCCACAUUUAUACAGAAAUUAACCUACAACAAAGGAGGCAAGAAAAUACAAUGGGGAACAGAUAACCUUUUUGGUAAAUUGUGUCGGGAAAACUGGACAGGAACAUAGAAAAGAAUCAAACAGGACAACUUUCUCACCCCUUAUGUAUAAAUAAACUCAUAAUGGAUUAAAGACUCAAAUGUAAGACCUGAAAUCAUAAAACAUCUAGAAGGAAACAGAGAGAGUGCAUUCUUUGACAUUCUUCUUAGCAAUAUAUUUUUGGAUAUGUCUCCUUUGGCAAAGGAAACAAAAGAAAACAUAAACAAAUGGAACCUAAUCAAACUAAAAAGGUUUUGCACAGGGGCAGAAACUAUUGACAAAGUGAAAAGGCCGCCUAAUGAAUGGGAACAGAUAUUUGCAAAUGAUAUAUCUGAUGAGGGGUUAAUAUCCGCAAUAUACAACUAAACAUGAAAAAAAAAAAAAAAACCAAUAAGCUGAUUAAAACAUGGGCAGAGGACCUGAAGAGUUUCCAGAGAAGACAUAUAGAUGGCCAACAGGCACAUGAAAAGAUGCUCAACAUCACUAAUCAUUAGAGAAAUGCAAAUCAAAGAUACAAUGAGAUACGACCUCACAACUUUCAGAAUGGUUAUUAUCAAAAAGACAAGGAACAAUGAGUGUCAGCGAAGAUGUGGAGAAAAGGGAACCCUCAUGCACUGUUGGUAGGAAUGUAAAUUGGUGCAGCCACUAUGGAAAAUAGUAUGGAGAUUUAUCAAAAGCUAAAAGUAAAACUACCAUAUGGUCCAGCAAUUCCACACCUGGGUAUAUAUAAGAAGAAAAGGAAAACACUAAUUCAGAAGGCCAACAGCUGAAGUUUCUGUGGAAAUGCUAGAGGCCAGAAGAGAGUGGCAUCUGGCAUCAUAUAUUUAAAGUGUAGUAAACUUAAAUGAGUAUAAUCUAUAAAUAUAUUGAAUCACUGUGUUGUACACCUGAAAACAAUAUAAUAUUGUAAAUCAACUAUACUUCAGUUUAAAAAUAAGAAAAGAAAUUACGUUUUUUCUCGUGGUGAAUUCAGGCUGAGUUAAAUCAUACUUGUAUCUUUUUGAAUAUUCCUGGGUGCACUGAUUUUUAAAAAAAUCCUCCAGUAUUGCAUAUAACACAUUUACACAGUGGUACAUUCUUCUUUUCUAAAUAUUAAUGUGUGUGUUAAUAUGAUCCACAAGAGGAUUAGUCAAGUGAGAUAAACUGUUCAUGGUAACUUCCUUAUUUUGAGUUGAUUCAAUUUACAAGCAGUUCUAUGUAGAAAUGAUUUUUGAAAAGACAAGGAAAAGGAAGUAUGAAACAGUGAUGAUCAUGAUAGUGAUGCACUCUUCUGGAAAGAGCUAAAAAGAAGCUAAAGUCAGAAUUUUUUUAUAAAUCAAUUCUUUUGAGGUAUAGUCAGCAUACAAUAAAAUGCACAGAUUUAAGGAUGUGGCUUGAUGAGUUUUGACUUGUAAGCACCAUCCUGUCUUAGUCUGUUUGGACUGCUAUAAUAAAAUACCUUAGACUCGGUGUCUUAUAAACAAGAAUACUUAAUUUCUCACAGUUCUGAAGGCUAGUAAGUCCAAAAUCAAGGCACCAGCAGAUUUAGUGUCUGGUGAGAACCACUUCCUGGCUCAUAGAUGACUCCUUCUCACUGUAACCACACAGGGCAGAAGGGGUGAAGGAUCUCUCUGAGUCCUCUUCUAUAAAAGCACUAAUCACCUUCCAAAGACCCCACCUGCUAAUACCACCACCUUGGGGGUUAGGAUUUCAAACGUUCAUCUUGAGAACACCCCAAUCAAGAUUCAGAAGUUUCCCAUCACUCCAGAAACUUCCCUCCAUCCCUCCCUUCCCUCACAUCACGAAAACAGUGAUUUUAUUUCUGUUCCCCUAUAUUAUUUUUUGGACUAUUCCAGAACUUCAUACAAAUGAAGUCCUGUAUGAAGUUUCUUUGGUCUGAUUUCUUUCUAUCAUCAUAAUAUCUAUGAGAUAGAUACAUCCAUGUUCUUACACAUGUUGGAAACUUGUUCAGAUUUACUUAGGAUUAUCGUACUAAAUGAAUAUGCCAGUUUGCCAUUCAUCUAUUCAGUACUGGUGGUUUUUUUCCAGUCUGUGGAAUAAACUUGUGAAUAAUGCUGCUAUAAAUAUCCACAUACCACUGUGGGGAACGUCCUAUGGCUGGAAUCACUGAGAUGUAGAGCAAGUAUAAGUUUAACUUUAUUAGAAACUAUUAUUAUCCACCCUACCUUUUCUACUCAUGACACUAUUUAUUCUUUCGUUCCGUUAACUACCCCCAGCACAUUCUAUUUUUAUAAAGUAUGAGAGAAUCUGAUUCUUUCCUCAAAAUUCUCACACAAAGAAGCUUCCAUUCUCCUCUCCAUUUCGUAAUUUCUUAAUUACAAAUUGAAGCCUUGUCUCAUUUUGGUUUCAGGAAAAAAAUGUCAAUCACUGUCUUAAAAUUGCACGACACCCACUGAUUCUUCCCCUGUGACUUCUCCAAGAGGCCGCGGGACCACUCAGCCCAAGCUAUACACUCCAUUUUUCCUAAUUUCUCCCAUGUUUCCUCCUCUCUAAGAGCCCUGUGCCAGGAUCCCCAGGAUCACUUAGCACAGCCCCUCCCCCUUAUGAAUACACCAUUGUUAUGUAAGAGCUUCCUUCUCCCUCCUCCACCUCUCUGGGGAUGCCCAGCCUCCAGCCUCUCUCUGCUCUCCUCAGGACUAGACUGCUUUUUAGGAGUUGCUGUUGCAGGGAUAGUCUUGCCUGCCUCCCGCUGGAGUGGAUUUCUUUGGUCACAGGCUUCUUCACUCAUGGGGCCUGCCUGGGCCCAGGCCCACCUGGCAGAUGAUCUCUGGCUGCCUCUGCUCUGGCUACUCCUGUUUCCGACCUGCUGCUCCCAUGACCCCCCAGGUUGGCGCUUCACUUCCUCUGAAAUUGUGAUCCCCAGGAAGGUGUCCCACAGAGUGCGUGGAGCCACAACACAAGGCCAGCUCUCCUACAAGUUUCGCUUCAGUGGCCAAAGACACGUGCUUCACAUGAGAGUCAAGAAGAGCUUGCUGCCCAUGCAUUUUCCUGUUAAUCACCGAUAACGACCAAGGUGCCAUGCAGGAGGACUACCCUUUUAUCCCCCGAGACUGUUACUACUUUAGCUACCUGGAAGGGGUUCCUGGGUCCAUGGGCACACUGGACACCUGCUAUGGGGGUCUGCGUGGCAUGCUGCAGGUGGAUGACUUCACUUAGGAAAUCAAACCACUGGAGGCUUCUUUCAAAUUUGAACAUCUGAUUUUUUUUUUAACAUCUUCAUUGGAGUAUAAUUGCUUUACAAUGGUGUGUUAGUUUCUGCUUUAUAAAAAAGUGAAUCAGUUAUACAUAUA
Lagenorhynchus albirostris (white-beaked dolphin) is the source of this 12323-nucleotide messenger RNA. It is a transcript of the gene SYNJ2BP, whose product is annotated as synaptojanin 2 binding protein. Gene Ontology annotation, molecular function: protein binding. Bases 588 to 1025 code for a protein of 145 amino acids. The transcript is spliced from 7 exons. NCBI's taxonomy places the organism in Eukaryota, Metazoa, Chordata, Mammalia, Artiodactyla, Delphinidae. The record is from RefSeq and is a predicted model, not a curated record. Gene Ontology annotation, biological process: intein-mediated protein splicing.